Molecule: messenger RNA, 3920 nt
Organism: Vigna umbellata (rice bean)
Lineage: Eukaryota; Viridiplantae; Streptophyta; Magnoliopsida; Fabales; Fabaceae
Source: RefSeq, a predicted model, not a curated record
GAUGACCCUACUUCUAGGUCCUCCAGGUGCAGGGAAAACAACAUUACUUCUAGCCCUUGCAGGGAAGCUUGACCCAGAUUUAAAGGUUCGUGGGAGAGUAAGUUAUUGUGGGCAUGAGCUUAAUGAAUUUGUUGGUAGAAAAACUUGUGCCUACAUUGGGCAACAUGAUAUUCACUAUGGAGAAAUGACAGUGAGAGAAACAUUAGAUUUUACAGCACGUUGUCUAGGUGUUGGGACGAGGUAUGAAAUGUUAGAAGAACUUCUACGACGGGAGAAAGAAAAAGGAAUCAAACCUGAUCCUGACAUUGAUGCAUUUAUGAAGGCUACCGUCAUAUCUGGUCAAAAAACCAAUUUGCAAACAGAUUAUGUUCUGAAGAUACUUGGAUUGGAUAUAUGUGCUGAAACCAUGGUUGGUAAUAACAUGAGAAGGGGCAUCUCAGGUGGACAAAAGAAGCGUGUCACAGCAGGGGAGAUGCUAGUAGGACCGGCAAAAGCACUUUUAAUGGAUGAAAUAUCAACAGGACUGGACAGUUCCACCACCUUUCAGAUAUGCAAGUUCAUGAGCCAAAUGGUUCAUAUAAUGGAUGAAACCAUGGUCAUAUCUCUUCUCCAACCACCACCAGAGACAUACGAACUAUUUGAUGACAUCAUCCUACUUUCAGAAGGUUACAUUGUGUACCAAGGUCCACGUCAACAUGUGCUACAGUUCUUUCAAAACAUGGGUUUCAAAUGUCCUCCUAGAAAGGGAGUUGCUGACUUUCUACAAGAAGUAACGUCUAAGAAAGAUCAGCAACAGUAUUGGUUUAGAAAGGAUGAACCAUAUAGGUAUGUUUCAGUUCCAGAAUUUGCCGAGUCUUUCCAUUUGUUUCACGUAGGAGAACAGCUUGAUACUGAGUUUAAGGUUCCUUAUGAUAAGAGGCAAACCCACCGAGCAGCCUUAGUUAAAGACAAGUAUGGUAUAUCAAGUUGGGAACUAUUGAAGGCUUGUUUCUCAAGAGAAUGGUUGCUUAUGAAACGUGACAUGUUUGUGUACGUAUUCAGGAUAAUACAGUUAGUUGUGUUGUCUAUUCUAGGCUUUACUCUGUUCCUUAGAGUUGAAAUGCCAGUGGGCACAGUUGAAGAUGGGGGAAAGUUCUUUGGAGCACUGUUCUUUUCUCUGGUGAACAUAAUGUUCAAUGGGUUCUCAGAACAAGCCAUGAUUGUUUCAAGGCUUCCUGUCUUUUUCAAACAAAGGGAUUUCAUGUUUUACCCUGCAUGGGCUUUUGCCUUACCUAUAUGGGUUCUCAGGAUCCCCAUUUCCUUCGUGGAAUCAACAGUAUGGAUUGUUCUCACAUACUACACAAUUGGAUUUGCUCCUUCAGCUAGCAGAUUUUUCAAACAACUAUUGGCACUGUUUGGCGUCCAUCAGAUGGCUAUCUCUCUAUUCCGGCUGGUUGGUGUAAUCGGAAGAACAUACGUUACUUCUAACAUACUGAGUGGUUUGAUAUAUCAACUAGUCUUUGUGCUUGGAGGAUUUGUUGUCUCAAAAAAUAAUAUCAAACCAUGGUUGAAAUGGGGUUACUAUGUUUCUCCCAUGAGUUAUGGUCAGAAUGCUUUGGUACUAAAUGAAUUUUUAGAUGAAAGAUGGAGUAAACCAAAUACAGACGCAAGAUUUGAUGCACCUACAGUUGGAGAAGUGCUUCUCAAGUCUCGAGGCUUUUACACUGAAGAUUACUGGUUUUGGAUAUGCAUCGGAGCGUUGUUUGGUUUUAUUCUUCUUUUCAACCUUCUCUGCAUUGUUGCAUUGACCUAUUUGAAUGCUAUUGGUGAUUCAAAAGCAUUCAUCACGGAUGAAGAUGACAAGAAGAAUGAAGGUAUUUCUUGCUCAUUCAAGUGUCAGGGAAUAGACAUGGCAGUAAGAAAUGCUUCUCAUCGAGAAAGAAGAAAAGGAAUGGUCAUGCCGUUUCAACCUCUUUCACUUGCGUUCAAUCAUGUUAACUACUAUGUAGACAUGCCAGCCGAAAUGAAAAGUGAAGGAAUCGAUGAAGAUAGACUUCAACUACUGCAUGAUGCAAGUGGUGCUUUUAGACCAGGAGUAUUGACAGCACUUAUAGGUGUUAGUGGUGCUGGAAAGACAACCCUUAUGGAUGUACUAGCUGGAAGAAAAACAGGUGGAUACAUCGAAGGAAGUAUUAGCAUAUCAGGUUACCCAAAGAACCAAGCAACAUUUGCUCGUGUCAGUGGUUAUUGUGAGCAGAAUGACAUUCAUUCUCCGAAUGUUACUGUCUAUGAAUCACUAUUAUUUUCUGCAUGGCUUCGCCUUCCUUCAGAUGUCAAUACACAGACGCGAAAGAUGUUUGUUGAAGAAAUUAUGGAGUUGGUUGAGCUUAAAUCAAUCAAAGAUGCUCUUGUGGGGCUUCCAGGCAUAAACGGUCUAUCAAUUGAACAGAGGAAGAGACUUACAAUUGCGGUAGAAUUGGUUGCCAACCCUUCAAUUAUCUUCAUGGAUGAGCCAACAUCUGGUCUUGAUGCUAGAGCCGCAGCUAUUGUUAUUCGAACUGUGAGAAACACAGUGGACACUGGCAGAACCGUUGUGUGCACAAUUCAUCAACCAAGCAUAGACAUUUUUGAAGCUUUUGAUGAGUUAUUUUUAAUGAAAAGGGGAGGACAAGUUAUCUAUGCUGGACCUCUUGGUUAUCAUUCACAGCAGCUCAUAGAAUAUUUUGAAGCUAUUCCAGGGGUUCCAAGAAUCAACGAUGGCUGUAAUCCUGCAACGUGGAUGCUUGAAAUUAGCACUCCUUCAUAUGAAGCUCAACUUGGCAUAGAUUUUUCGGAGAUUUACGCUAACUCUACUCUUUACCUAAAUAAUCAAGAGCUUAUCAAAGAACUCAGUACUCCACCAUCAGGUUCCAAUGACUUGCACUUCCCAACCAAAUAUUCCCAGUCAUUCUUUGUGCAGUGCAAGGCUUGUUUUUGGAAACAGUAUUGGUCUUAUUGGAGAAAUCCUUCCUACAAUAGCACUCGAUUCUUCUUCACAAUAUCCAUUGCGUUACUCUUUGGUCUAAUUUUCCUGAAUAAAGCCAAAAAUAUAAAAAAGCAACAAGAUGUAUGGGAUCUUCUAGGAGCCAUGUAUACAGCUGUGAUGUUCCUUGGAACCCAGAACACUAUGGGAGUGCAGCCAAUUGUUGACAUAGAAAGAACCGUAUUGUAUCGUGAAAGAGCAGCAGGGAUGUAUUCAACAUUGACCUAUGCAAUUAGUCAGGUGGCAGUGGAGACAAUUUACAACGCUAUUCAAACUACACUCUUCAGUGUCAUAAUCUACUCCCUGAUUGGGUUUGAAUGGAGAGCGGCCAAAGUUUUUUCAUUUUACUACUUCAUGCUCGUUUGUUUGAUCUACUACACACUAUAUGGGAUGAUGAUUGUUGCCCUAACACCGAGUUUCCAAGUUGCAGCCAUUUGCAAUACCUUCUUCUUAUCCAUCUGGAACACGUUCUCUGGCUUUGUCAUUCCUAGGACGCAAAUUCCUAUAUGGUGGAGAUGGUACUAUUGGCUUACUCCUAAUGCUUGGACACUGUAUGGCAUUGUUACCUCUCAACUUGGUGAUGAAAAUGCAGAAGUGGAAAUCCCAGGAGCUGAAAACAUGGCGCUGAAGGAACUGCUUAAGAAAACCUUUGGUUAUGACCAUCACUUCCUCCCAGUGGUUGUUAUUGUUCACGUAGCCUGGGUUCUCCUUUUCUUGUUUGUUUUUUCCUAUGGCAUCAAAUUCUUGAACUUCCAAAAAAGAUGAGAUGGAUUGUCUUGUUCCCUCCAACCUUUCGGCUUCAAAUUUAUGGAUUAGUCAUUAAUAUAUUUGAUGACUAUUUCACUAAGUAGGGUCGAGAACCACACUUUCACAAACGAUUCAAAUCCGAGGAGGGGUAGAUACCUGGUAAAGUACUCUC